GAAACGCGACGUGAUGCAGAACAUUAUGCAGAUCUUGGAGUCGGUGCAGUUGAAGUGGGAGCUGUUCCAGAGCUGGACGGACUUCUCCAGGCUCCAUCUUUCUAACAAACUGGCCAUUUUCGGCAUCGGUUACAACACCCGCUGGAAGGAGGAUAUCCGUUACCACUACGCGGAGAUCAGCUCGCAGGUACCCCUCGGCAAACGCCUCCGGGAAUAUUUCAACUCGGAAAAACCCGAGGGGCGGGUUAUCAUGACCAGAGUGCAGAAAAUGAACUGGAAAAACGUUUAUUACAAAUUCUUGGAGAUCACCAUCAGCGAAGCCAGGUGCCUCGAGCUCCACAUGGAGAUCGACUGGAUCCCCAUCGCUCACUCCAAACCCACCGGAGGCAACGUCGUGCAGUAUUUAUUACCGGGAGGGAUCCCAAAAAGCCCUGGCUUGUACCGGGCGUGGGAGGCCCCUUCGCCGCAAGCUUCCCUCCGGGUGGACAUGGAAUCCGCCCGGAUUAUCUACUGUUACCUCGGCAUCGCCGAGGUGCGGACUCUCCAGCAGUGCCUGUUCCUACAUUUUCAGGCCAACACCAAAACCUUCAGCAAGGAUUGGGUGGGGAUCAACGCCUUUUUAUCUCAGAACUGCGUCGUAGAGCCCGGCGUCUCCCCCAAAUCCAUCUACAUCAAAUUU
Messenger RNA from Tauraco erythrolophus (red-crested turaco), 679 nucleotides. Lineage: Eukaryota; Metazoa; Chordata; Aves; Musophagiformes; Musophagidae. The record is from RefSeq and is a predicted model, not a curated record.